AUGGGGAAGAAGUCAGGCAGAUCAAUGCGCGAUGAGGGCCUUCAGCGGACGGAUAAUAGCAUGGACCUAACGAGCUGGCCGCAAAUAGUUGCUAUCAACCAGAAAAAUUAUUACACUGACUAUUUGAAACGAGACGACCAAUUCCUCGCAUACCGGUUACAAAAUGAAGAAAACCGAAAUCGGAUGGCAAAAGCGGCAAAGGAACGAGAUAGAGCUCUUGCGAUGUCAAAAUCCAAUGAACUACCGCUACCGGAAGAAGAAGACGCAGACGCGACCAUGGCAGAGGCGGAUGACGAGCAGGAAAAAGCGGUGGUUGGAUCAAAGACAGUUGUGGUCCAUGUUGGAAGUCAGAAUCUUCGCAUAGGCCUUGCUAGUGACGCUCUGCCAAAGACAAUCCCCAUGGUUAUAGCCCACAAGUCUAAUAUGAACGAGUCCGAAGAAAACGGUGGAGAGCCGAAACCAAAACGCUUGAAAAUGGAUGAUGGGGAACUUAUGGAGCCGGAAAAGAUGUUUGGGCCUGACUUUGGUAACCUUUAUACAAAUAUGUGCGCUGAGCUGAAAGCCCACAUGCGCCUGAACAAACGCAGGACCCUGCCCAACUCCAAGGAGAUGGUGGUAAACUACAAUCGAAGAACACCGCCAGAAACUAUUUCCGAGCAUAAUGAUGCAAUGAGGGUUGAAUGGACUGAAAUAUCUAACAACCCUAAACUUGCUCCUCCAUACGUGGUUGGUGAAGCUGCCUUGAGGAUUCCGGAUCUCUCUAAACCCCGAUAUAAGCUCUACUGGCCGCUGAGAAACGGCUGGUGCAAUGAAAAAGAUUACAGCAGCAUAAACAUGCUGUUCUUGGACAUUGCUCGUAUUCUGGAAGAUGCGAUGAAAACCCAGCUGAAUUUGACACAGGAUAAGGACUGGGGACAAUAUUCCUGCAUCUUUGUUAUACCCGACCUUUACGAAAAGGUCUACGUCACUCAUAUCCUAGACACUCUCAUGCGCGAACUCGGAUUUGGCCGUGUAUGUUUCGUUCAGGAGAGCGUGGCUGGCACAUUUGGUGCUGGGUACACUGCCGCCUGUGUUGUUGAUGUUGGUGCUCAAAAGACAUCAAUUUGCUGUGUAGAGGAAGGGAUGUGUAUUGAAAACUCGCGCAUCAACCUGAAGUACGGCGGCUCGGAUGUCACUGAGACGUUUAUCAAGAUGAUGCUCUAUGACCACUUCCCAUAUGAGGAGAUCAAUCUAAACCGGCGGUAUGACUUUUUACUGGCAGAGGAGCUCAAGAAGAAUGUGGCAACUCUCAAUGAAACAAAUGUUUCCGUGCAGGUGUUCGACUUUCAUCUUCGUGUGUCAGGUCAAGACACGAGGAAGUACACAUUCAAGGCAUACGAUGAAAUUAUACUAGCUCCCAUGGGCAUGGUUCAACCGGAGAUAUUCGACAACUCCCAGAAGCUGGUUGGACGGAGAAAACUUAUUAACCGUUCGUAUGACCUUUACGACAGACAGCCGAAUGACCCAAGUUCUACUGCUCAAGCUGAAAUUCUGGCGGCUAUUUCUCCUCCGCCUGCCGUGAAUAAUGGCAUAACAAAUGGAGCGUCGCAUACUAACGGGACAGACCCUCAAGCUACGCCCAGUCGAUCACAGGCCCAUAACGUCUUAGGGCGUGUACAUGACCUUGAAGCAACCCCACGAUCCUCUGCGGCCGGAUCACCCACGCCUGACACAGCACCGAAUCCCCAAGGAGGUACUUCAACACCCCUGAAGACUCCGGGGGUUGCCCCGAACGUUGGGCCCACCUCACAAAGCCAGCCUGUGGUGGAGAUGCGGGAUGAUGUUCUCCCAGUAUGGCCUCUUGAAGAUGCUAUAUUUACCUCUAUUACCCAUGCAGCUCGAGGCGAGGCUCGCAAAUUCAAUGACUUUGUUGGCGGGGUCCUUGUAAUCGGGGGCGGUAGUCUUGUUUCUGGUUUCCAUGCCUUCCUCGAGGAGAGAAUGCAACUCAAGCGCCCUGACAUUGCAAACCAUAUCAUGGUUGGCACACCACCUCGAGAGCUUGACCCGCAAGUGGUUGUAUGGAAAGGGGCUAGUGUGUUUGGCAAGCUAGAUGCAUCGAAUGAUAGCUUUAUAGGGAGGCUAGAAUAUGACCGGCUCGGGAGCAGAGUAAUGACUUAUAAAUGCAUGUGGCAGUGGUGA
Microsporum canis CBS 113480 is the source of this 2178-nucleotide messenger RNA. RefSeq names its product actin-like protein ARP8. The transcript has 4 exons. Lineage: Eukaryota; Fungi; Ascomycota; Eurotiomycetes; Onygenales; Arthrodermataceae. Bases 1 to 2178 code for a protein of 725 amino acids. The record is from RefSeq and is a predicted model, not a curated record. Gene Ontology annotation, cellular component: Ino80 complex. Gene Ontology annotation, biological process: regulation of DNA-templated transcription; double-strand break repair.